AUGAGCGAUACCAAGGAUGCAGAUGCAGACACGCCCGCGCAAGGCGAUGCGGCGGCGCAGCAGCAGCAGCAGCCCUCGGCCGCAGACGAGCUCUGGCACCUGUCGCUCAACGACUCUAAGCCUGACACGAUCGUCCUCCUCCAUGGCCUAGGCAGCUCGCAUUGCGAGUGGGAGCUCGUCUCAUCGCAUCUUGGCGCCUACCACCUCCUCGUGCCAGACCUUCCGGGACACUCGUCAUCGGCGGGCCUCUCGCCCUGCUCCAUCCCCGCGCAGGCCACGCGUGUUGCCGACCUGAUCCGUCGGCGCGCGCAUGGCGGCGUCGCGCACCUCGUCGGCAUGUCCAUGGGCGGCUUCGUGGCCGUCGAGACGGCGCGCGCGCACGCUCCCCUCGUGCGCUCCGUCUUCGGCUCCGGCUGCGGGCCCUUUGCCGGCUGGCGCCUCUGGGCGGCGCGGUACCCAGGCGCGCUUGUCGCGCUGCAGGCGGCGCACAGUAUGCUCCCCGCCUUGCUGGCUGACCGUAUCAACGACGCGGCAUGGCGGGCGCAGGGGCUGACGGUAGGCGAGGACCUACGCAGCGACAUCAGGCGCAACGCUCGCGGGGCGCUCCUCAGGGAGGUGUUUGGGAGCAUCGCCCUCGUGGAGCUGGGCGCGCUGCGGGCGGCGCCGCCGACGGCCAGGGCGCUGGCCGUGACGGGCGGCAGGAUGGAGGACGUCGAGGCGACGCGGAGGCUGGGCGCGGCGCUCAAGGCGGGCUGCGCGCAGAGCAGGGCCGCCAUCGUCCGGGAGGCGGUGCACCCGUGGAACCUGCAGUUCCCAGAGCUGUUCGCCAGAGGCGUGUGCGCGUGGGUCGAGGAAGAGCCGUUGCCUGAAGAGUACGAGGACCUGCUGCCCGAGACUCUAGGCAAGGAGUAA
Purpureocillium takamizusanense is the source of this 912-nucleotide messenger RNA. RefSeq lists its product as uncharacterized. The record is from RefSeq and is a predicted model, not a curated record. Lineage: Eukaryota; Fungi; Ascomycota; Sordariomycetes; Hypocreales; Ophiocordycipitaceae. The coding region runs from base 1 to 912 and encodes 303 amino acids. The transcript has a single exon.